AUGUUCCGCAAAAUCUAUUUGAGCGUACUCCGGUUGAAUUCAGCUGGUCCCACCGGGGGCUGGGCGAAAGGUGCUGCACAAUUUGUUCCUACUGGUCGCCGGUUGAGGAACGAAGAGGUCACCGUAGCCUCCCUUCGGGUCGAGGUACGGGACUGGUCUUCCUUCGUGCCCUCCCCUAGGGUUGAGGAACGAAGAGGUCUCCGUAGCCUCCCUUCGGGUCGAGGCACGGGACUGAUCUGCCCUUCGUGCCCUCCCCCUGUGUUGAGGAACGAAGAGGUCUCCGUAGCCUCCCUUCGGGUCGAGGUACGGGACUGGUCUUCCUUCGUGCCCUCCCCUAGGGUUGAGGAACGAAGAGGUCUCCGUAGCCUCCCUUCGGGUCGAGGCACGGGACUGAUCUGCCCUUCGUGCCCUCCCCCUGUGUUGAGGAACGAAGAGGUCUCCGUAGCCUCCCUUCGGGUCGAGGCACGGGACUGGUCUUCCUUCGUGCCCUCCCCUAGGGUUGAGGAACGAAGAGGUCUCCGUAGCCUCCCUUCGGGUCGAGGCACGGGACUGAUCUGCCCUUCGUGCCCUCCCCCUGUGUUGAGGAACGAAGAGGUCUCCGUAGCCUCCCUUCGGGUCGAGGCACGGGACUGGUCUUCCUUCGUGACCUCCCCUAGGGUUGAGGAACGAAGAGGUCACCGUAGCCUCCCUUCGGGUCGAGGCACGGGACUGGUCUUCCUUCGUGACCUCCCCUAG
Penicillium verhagenii is the source of this 735-nucleotide messenger RNA. RefSeq lists its product as uncharacterized. The coding region runs from base 1 to 735 and encodes 244 amino acids. Lineage: Eukaryota; Fungi; Ascomycota; Eurotiomycetes; Eurotiales; Aspergillaceae. The transcript has 2 exons. The record is from RefSeq and is a predicted model, not a curated record.